This is a messenger RNA of Malurus melanocephalus (red-backed fairy wren), 1869 nucleotides long. RefSeq lists its product as uncharacterized. Gene Ontology annotation, biological process: DNA recombination; DNA integration. The record is from RefSeq and is a predicted model, not a curated record. The coding region runs from base 523 to 1623 and encodes 366 amino acids. The transcript has 2 exons. Lineage: Eukaryota; Metazoa; Chordata; Aves; Passeriformes; Maluridae. Gene Ontology annotation, molecular function: DNA binding.
GGGGAAGCUCCCAGGGAAGGCGGUUGUCGGGUUCCCUGUACAACUUUCUUCGAAGGGAGACCAAAAGCUCAAGUUGUCGGCUGAGGAGCCUGCUUUCUUUUUCUCUUAGGAUUUUUUCAGGGAUAGCUACUGUGGAAAGGCAAGUGUCUCGUCAAACUGUGCAAAAACAUCUCAGCACCUACGUGCAUUGUUAGCAGCAGAACGAGGGCUAAUGAGUAAUUCGGAAUGGAGCCAGCUGCCCUGAGCUGUUCUCUACAGCAAACCUGGAAACCACGACUUGCAGAGCCCAGGAGAAUAACCGGGACACAAGUACUUAUCUCUCCUUUGUGACCUUAUCACUAAAUCCGGUCACAUUCCAGAAGACGUAAUGACUGGGCGUUUCACACCUUCCARUUCUCACCCUCUUCCCCCGUCGCCCAGGGCAGCGCCCGGGACCUCCCGGGCUGUUGCGAGGAUAAAAGGGCCCGUGGGGCUCAUUUCUGGCACUCUUGGUACGGAGAGGCCGCUGUUCGUGCUCCUGACAUGGCCUGCGCUGCCCGCGCUCCGGCCACGCCUGGGGCCGCGYUCUUCUGGGAGAUGCUGGCACUGCUGGCCCGGGAGCCGGGCAUGGAGUGGCUGGAGCUGAGCCUGGCUGGGCAGGCGGUCAGCUCCCCGCCGGGCAGCCGAGCAGCACCGCGGAGCGGAGGGAAUGGAGCGGCGGGGAGCGGAAACGAGAUCAGUUAUCCUCAGAAGCAUUCCUUGGGACCUUGGCCCCUGAAGACUCUGUCGUUGCUCGAGCGCUCAGGGGAUAGCAGGCUUUGGCAAGCCUACCUCGAAGGACUGAAGAAAUUCCUUGUCUUCAGGGAAAGCAUGGGAAUGCCUGCGGCCUGGCCAAUUCCAGUGGACCAAAUUAGAGGGUUUUUGGCUGCUGAAUCUAAUUAUUCCUCCUUGAAGACACUCACAUACAUGGCAGCACUCUCUUAUUUAUCAAAAUUGACUGGUAACUCUGAUCCUCUGGAAGAUACUGUAACCUGUUGCAUGGUGGCAGGGUUGAAACGUCGAGCAGGUAUCCUAAGGGAUAAAUACUUGCCUGUAACAAUUGAGAUGUUGCGAUCUCUCUUAGGAGCUCUGGAGUCGGUGUGCAUUACUCAUUAUGAAUGCUUACUGUUUCGUGCAUURUUUACCGUAGCCUUUUUUGGGGCACUUCGAAUCGGAGAGUUGGUGGCAAAGCACCGUAAUGUACUGCAGCCUGAGCUGCUGUACCUGAGCGAUCUCCAGCUGAUGCAGAGGAAAGUGCUGUUUGUUCUGCCWAAUUCUCCUGUGGAUCAGGAGAGACAUGUCAUCAGCCUAGCGCUGUCUGGAGAGCCAUGGGUGUGCCCUGUUCUGGCCCUCCGGAGCUACUUGACAGUGCGCUCGCAGCUGGAGGGGCCACUCUUUGUGCACUCGGAUGACAGGACUGUAACGAAGAGGGAGUUCCUGGCCGUUCUCCGAUGUGCCCUGCGCCUGCUGGGGCUGUGUCCGGAGCAGUACGGAGUGCAUUCCUUCUGGCUGGGGACUGCUGUCACUGCUGCGCGCUGUGGCUAUCCCUGGGAAGAUGUCACUCGCCUGGCAAGAUGGCCCUGUAGGAUCCCAGCAAGAUUCUAACCAUGGAGACCAACAGGAAGAUAGAAGCUCAUUAAUCAUCUUUAUGUAGAGUAAACUUUUAGCUGUACAGUUUCUAGCCUUUGACAGGAAUUUAGUAUUAACACCUGAAAUUAUUUUUGUCUCACAGUGGGAUGAUCCUAAGUUUAAUCAGAAAUUGCUUGUUCUGUCUGUAUUUGAAGGUGGGGGGAGCAUCAAACCUUUAUGCAUAAACUGCAUUUUUAUCUUGUAUAGUAUGAGUUAAUAAAU